AUGGAACAAGUAGAUGAAGUACAGAGUGAAAUUAUUAAACUAGAAUCAGUGAUAGCAUUAGAUUUACCUCCUCCAUUAGAGUCAGGAUUAGAUACUGACGAUGUAAGAAUUGUGGAAAAUGUUGCUGAAAAUCAAGAAAAUAAAUCAGAAGAUUGUACAGAUAAUAUAAUUCAAGAUGCUUUGCCAAUAAAAGAAUGUGAUAUAACGGAUUCAACUGAAGAAGUUGAAAACGAAAAUAAUAGAAUAACAGAAAGCUUAGACAAUGUUGUAAUUAUUGAUGAAGAACAAGAAAUAAUAAAUAAUGACACACAAACUAAUGAUAAUGAAUGUAAAAGGAAUGAGGAGGAACAUGAAGAAAACCAAGCAAAGGAAUCUGUUGAAGUUUCAAAUUAUUCAAAAUGUGUAGAAAAUACAUCUUUGGAUAAAGAAAGUACAAAAGCUUCAAGCAAUGAUGAAACAUUAAAUACAGAUGAAGGUGAACAACAACAUGAAAAGCACAAAGUUUGUACAGUGUUAAACAUAGAUGAAACUAAUGAUACAAGUGUUCAGUGUCAAGCAUUGAUUAAGACUCUUAGCGAGACUUUUGAAGAUAAGGACCAAUCAUUACAUGUUACAGACACAGGUACAGAUUUGUCUAAGCUAGUUGAUGGUAAUUCAGAAAUUAUGGUACUGACUGUUGAAACUGUGCCUGUUAAUGAAUGGCACUGCAAAAAUGGCACUACAGGAGAAAAUAUUGUGUUAACUGUACAUGAAAAGGAUGUUGUAGUGAAUUCCAAUGAAAAUGAUGUUUCAGAGAAAGAGAAGGAGGUGAAGAAAACUGAAAUUGUGAAUGAAGAAUUUAAUUUGAUAGACUAUACUCAAGAAAGUGAUGGAACUAUAAUAGAAGUAAUUUCAACAGAAGUUGUAGAUACAGAAAUUCCAGAAACAUGUAGUCAGCAAAGAGAUAAAAAAGUUCUAAAUCGUGCUAUUUCAGAAAAAGAUCCAGCUGAUAUGAAAGAAGAAGUAAUGCAACAGCAGUGUAGAAAUACAGUUGAUAUUAAAGAUGAGGUAAUGCAAGAGGAGUGUAGUAAUACAGUUGAUAUUAAAAAAGAGGUAAUGCAAGAGGAGUGUAGUAAUACAGUUGAUAUUAAAAAAGAAGUAAUGCAAGAGAAGUUAACUGGAAAAGGCAAGACUGAAAUUUGUGAUAGCCUAAAAGAAAGUAAUGUAAAAAAUGAAAAUGUUCACGCUAAAGUUGUCACACCUACAUCCAAUGUAGGAGAAGGAAAUAUAUCUAUAAGUGAAACAAAUAAAGUGGACACAACUAAGAAAAGAAGUGUAAUUCAAGAUAUCUUUGAUGAUUGGGGUGAUGAAAAUGCAGAGGAUGAUAAUCAGUCAGCAUCUAAAGUGUCAGAUACUGUGGAAAUUGAAUUGAAAAGUUUAUUAAAUGAUGCAAGAAUAACAACACAAACAAUAGAAGAUGGCACAGUUGUGCUUGUUGAAGAGGAAAUUACAUGUAUUAAAAAUGAGCUAGUUACAGAUACUGAAAGAGUUACAGGUGUUGUCAAAGAAAAUAAAGAUAUGCAAGUUUCAAAAGAACAAACAGAUAACAAUCAAACUGUAAAGAAACAACCUGCCUUAAAUAGUAUAAAGACAUCACUUAAGGACAGACUAAGUUUUUCUGUAUCACAAAAUCUUGGCAAAUUGAUAAAAGAUUCAGCACAUGAUUCAGUUUCCAUUAGUCAAACAUCAUCAUCACAAAUACAAAUUAUGCCUGUUAAUCGUGGACGUCAUUUAAUUAGCCAAAUAGCUUCACCUGCUGAGGUUACAGAAGCAUUAAAAGAACGAUUUCGUGAAAAACAAAAAGUUGUAGAUGUACCACCUGGACCUGAUAUAUUUUUUGUUAAGAAACUCACUCAGAGAUUAUCAAGUAAAUUAGCAGGUGGUCCAGCAAGUUCUUUACCAGCUCUCAUACCAUUGCCUCAAUCUACUACCCAAUCAUCUACUCAUUGUGAUAAAAAGAUAACAGAUAAUACUAACACAGGAACUAAUAACGAAAGCAAUCCUGAUAAUAAAGAAUUACUAGCAAUAUUGGAAGGUGAUGUUGAUCCUGAUUGGUCAGACUUGAAACCACCAACUUUGACAGAAGAAGGAAAAUCUCCAAUAAAAAUGGAGCAAAGUGGUCAUAACACACCACCAAAACUUGAUCCCUUAGUUGAAAGAGAAAUGGCAUUAAAACAACUUCUGGAAUUACCUGCUGCAUCAGUCAAAAAAAGUGUAUCAAAAAAGAGAAAAACAGUUAAACCUAAAGCAUCCAAGGAUAUGGAAGAAAAAUUUGUAUCUAUAACAGAAAAAGAAAUUGUUAAUGUUGAUAUAAUAGAUGAAGCUACACCAUCUGUAAAAGAUACAAAACCUUCCACUCCUACAUCAUCUCUCUCAAUUGUUGAACCCCAUACUCCAGAAAAAAAUACAGAGGUAAGUGUGCAAAAUGUAAGAGCAGAUGAAUCAAGAUCUGGUAGAAAAAGAAAACUUACAGAAAAAGCAAGAGAACAUGAACAACUGCUGAAUAUUGUAAAAUAUCAGAAAGUAUAUAAAGGUAAAAUUUCACUAAGUAAAAAGCAAUCACAAGGAAGUGAAUUGCAAAUUCCAGUUGAUACUAACUUAACAGUUGAGAAUCAUGUACCUAAAGAGACUAUUUUACCUGUCAGUGAUAUAAAUACUGAGGCUGAUAUCACAAUAACUAAGGAAGUAACAAACAAACAAGUUACAAAUAAUAAUAAAAUGGACACAACUUUAGAUAAACCAGAAAAUAUACCGUUAAAACAUCAAAAACAAACUCUUAGUAAAAAAGGAUCACAACCUAUAGCUAAAAGAAAUAUAGUGGUGAAAAAAAUAUUAAGGCAAAAUAUGUCUCCCAAUAAAAAAACUGCUGCUUUAAAAGCAAAAUUGAACACAUCAUCAAAGAAAUCCGGAUCAAAAGUAGUGGCAAAGUCGAAACGAUCAACGGAAAAUAAUGCUGGAGAUACUAAACCAAAAAAAAAGAUUAUAAAUGAAAUAGACAGAUUGCUUCAAGAUGAAGGAGUUGUAAAUUUACUAUAUGAUGUGGAACAACCCGACAAGAAAAGAUUAGUUCCCAUCACUAAAUCUCAAGCAAAAGUUAUGGACAUACAAAAGGUACAGCGCGAACUUAAGCUUAGAAAAAAAUUAGUACGUAAUGCCGUUUUAAGAUUACGUACAUCAACAGGAGGUGUAUCAAAAGUUUCUCCAAGAUCUAAAAGAACUUCUAUAUACUUAAGUGAUAUGCAAGUAGAUAAGAAAAUUGGAGAUCAAGUUGUAUCAGCAAAACCAAUGAAUUUAUCAUCUCAAGAGUUCAUUUUACCUGCAAAAAUAAGAAAUGCAGCAGAUGCAUCUGUUAUAAUCAGGAGACAUUCUUCUAGUUCGUUUUCCAGUGCAUCUGGAAGUCCUAGAGUUAGUAUUGACAGUCCUGAAAAAACUGAAGGAGUUAAAGUUGAUGAAGGAGGAUCUCAUUCACUGAGAUCUACAAAGAGAAGACAUUCACAGGAUGAAAAAACAAAUGUUAAGAAAAGUAAAAAAAAGGCUGUACAAAAAGGUGACACAGAAAGUACUGUUGCUGACACCAUAGAAGAUAUAGUGGUUCUUCCUGCACGACCCAAUAAAAAAUCAGAUUCAAAGAAAACUGAAAAAAAUGCCAAGCAACUGGAAACAGACGAAACCGGUAGUGCUUCAGGCAAAGUAAUUACACGGUCGAAUGGUACAACAACAGGUAAGGUAACAUCAAAGACAAAGAAAACUACAAAGAACAAAGUUACAUUUGCUAAAACAAGUGAAACAGAUAACAAUGAAGAAUUUUCCAAAGGAGAAGAUGAACUUUCAGCCUGCCUUGCAGAAGCUGCAAAUGCCUUAUCAGUGGUUAAUGCUGGGAAUCGCUCUGGAAAUUCAGCGGCAAAUCGUAAAAAUAAAGGUGAAACAAGUACCAUUAAGAUAGAGUCGGAUAAUAAAACAAAAAUGGAAACUCGAAGUCAAUUCAGUAACAAAGAAAUAAAUGUUCGUCGACACGGUAAUCUUGUACAAUUAAUACUUACACCAUCGUCUUCAACAAAAAUAAGAAAUGCUCUCACUCUUCAGGUGAUUCAAGAAUUUCGUGAAACAUUAUCAAUUCUCAAGAAAGAUGAUGAUUGUAGAGUUGUUUUGUUAACGUCAACAGGUAGCAGUUUUUGCGAAGGUAUCGAAUUAUCUAUGUUGUUACAUUCGAAUAAGGAAGAACGGCGGAUUCAUGCCCAAGAAAUGGCAGAUGCGGUUAAAGAUUUUAUUAAGUGUUUAGCAUCGUUUAACAAACCUAUUGUUGCUGGAGUUCAGGGUGCUGCAGUUGGACUUGGAGUAACGAUGUUGCCUCUAUUUGAUCUUGUGAUAGCUAGUGAUAAAGCCACAUUCAGCACGCCUUAUGGAAAAUUAGGCCAAAUUGCUGAAGGUGCUGCUGUUUUCACUCUGUCACAUAUUUUAGGAAGUGCAAUUACAAGUGAAUUAUUAUUGGGUGGGAGAACUUUAACAGCUAGUGAAGCAUUAAGGGCUGGUCUUGUAACAAGAGUUUUAUGGCCUGACAGAUUUCAAGUUGAAUUAUUACCAACUUUGAAAGCUAUGAGUGAACAGUCCUCACAGUCCAUGGAAGCUACGAAGGCGUUACUACGUCACAGUUUGCGAAAAAAAUUGGACGCUGCAUUAGAAUCAGAGAUGUAUUUGUUGAUCCAACAUUGGUGUUCUGCAGAAUGUCAAACUGCUAUAAAGGCUUAUAUUGAUGGAAAAGUCCAGUGAACAUAAAAAUGAUGUCCACUGAUUUGAAUGGAAGUACUAGCACCAUAUUCCAACACAACUAGUAUUGUAAAUUGGAUACGAGGAUUAAUAACGAGAUAAUUAGUU
Habropoda laboriosa is the source of this 4911-nucleotide messenger RNA. RefSeq lists its product as uncharacterized. The record is from RefSeq and is a predicted model, not a curated record. Lineage: Eukaryota; Metazoa; Arthropoda; Insecta; Hymenoptera; Apidae. Bases 1 to 4806 code for a protein of 1601 amino acids. The transcript is spliced from 8 exons.